Coregonus clupeaformis (lake whitefish) is the source of this 4275-nucleotide messenger RNA. It is a transcript of the gene mapk10, whose product is annotated as mitogen-activated protein kinase 10. The transcript is spliced from 14 exons. The record is from RefSeq and is a predicted model, not a curated record. NCBI's taxonomy places the organism in Eukaryota, Metazoa, Chordata, Actinopteri, Salmoniformes, Salmonidae. Gene Ontology annotation, cellular component: nucleus; cytoplasm. The coding region runs from base 453 to 1760 and encodes 435 amino acids. Gene Ontology annotation, biological process: JNK cascade; protein phosphorylation. Gene Ontology annotation, molecular function: ATP binding; JUN kinase activity.
GUUGCCAUAGCAACUUAUUUCCCUAAACCCCUUAUUUUUUUUCUCUCCCUGCUCUUCUCUGGUAGGUCCACAAUGGUUGUACAUCCAGCAUCUUGCAGCACAAUGGUUGCAAGACGGUGAACGGGGAGUGAUUCAGCAUUGCAAUCUCGAUUUCUACGGUAUUCUUCAUCCAUCGCUGGCUUUUUUUUUCUAGUUAUCUCCAUCUUCACGUUUAUUAUUCUGCGCGUGUAAGGUCGUUAAAUGUCUCCCGUCGGAAUGUUUUGAACUGUCACCGGACUAGGAUCGUCGUCAGCUGGCACGGAAUGGUAUUUAUGAGCAGGCAUUUCUUCUAUUACUGCAGUGAACCAGUCCUGGAUGUGAAAAUAGCCUUUUGUCAGGUGUGUGUUCCUUACAGGUAAAAUAAGGGUUUUGGUAAACAAGUGGAUUUGUCAUACAUCGGCAAGCAUUACAACAUGUCUAAAAGCAAAGUGGACAACCAGUUCUACAGCGUGGAAGUAGGCGAUUCCACAUUCACAGUUCUCAAACGCUACCAGAAUCUAAAGCCCAUCGGUUCUGGAGCUCAGGGAAUCGUCUGCGCAGGGUACGAUGCGGUCCUCGACAGGAACGUGGCCAUCAAGAAGCUCAGCAGGCCCUUUCAGAACCAGACCCACGCCAAGAGGGCAUACAGGGAACUGGUGCUCAUGAAAUGUGUCAAUCACAAAAACAUCAUCAGUUUAUUAAAUGUUUUCACACCACAGAAAUCAUUAGAAGACUUCCAGGAUGUGUACCUGUGUAUGGAGCUGAUGGAUGCCAACCUGUGCCAGGUGAUCCAGAUGGAGCUGGACCAUGAGAGGAUGUCUUACCUGCUCUACCAGAUGCUGUGUGGCAUCAAACACCUGCACUCAGCUGGCAUCAUUCACAGGGACCUGAAACCCAGCAACAUAGUGGUGAAGUCUGAUUGUACGCUGAAGAUCCUGGACUUUGGCUUGGCCAGGACUGCAGGGACCAGCUUCAUGAUGACCCCGUACGUGGUGACGCGGUACUACAGAGCACCAGAGGUCAUCCUGGGCAUGGGGUACAAAGAGAACGUGGAUAUAUGGUCGGUGGGGUGCAUUAUGGGAGAAAUGGUGCGUCACAAAAUCCUGUUCCCUGGCCGGGACUAUAUUGACCAAUGGAAUAAGGUGAUUGAGCAGCUGGGCACGCCUGCACCAGAGUUUAUGAAGAAGCUGCAGCCCACAGUCCGUAACUAUGUAGAGAACAGGCCCAAAUUCGCAGGCCUCACCUUCCCCAAGCUCUUCCCCGACUGCCUCUUUCCCGCAGAUUCAGAGCACAACAAACUCAAAGCCAGCCAGGCCAGAGACCUGUUGUGUAAGAUGUUGAUUAUUGAUCCAGCCAAGCGGAUACAAGUUGACGAAGCCUUACAGCAUCCAUACAUCAACGUUUGGUACGACCCAGCCGAGGUGGAGGCGGCCAGGGAUCUCGUCCAAAUAUCAAUGCCGCCUCCUGCUAUCUACGACAAGCAGCUGGAUGAACGAGAACACUCCAUCGACGAAUGGAAAGAACUAAUCUACAAAGAGGUGAUGAACUUUGAGGAGAGGAUGAAGAACAGGGUAGUGAAAGGACAGCCCUCUACUUCAGGUGCAGCCGUGAACAGCAGUGGUGAGAGCCUCCCUUCCCCCUCCGUCAACGACAUCUCCUCCAUGUCCACCGACCAGACCCUGGCCUCAGACACCGACAGCAGCCUGGAGACCUCUGCGGGACCCCUGGGGUGUUGCAGGUGACUAGCAGCCUGCCUGCGCAACCCCAUGUUCUUCAGAAGGUGAAACACAACGUCCAAACAACCCAACCAACCUACCAACCACCACCAACCGAAACCUGAAAAAGAACAACAAUUAUUAAAAGAGAAAAAAAUGCUGAUUAAGAAAACAUAAAGGAAUUACUGUAAGAAUCAUGAUUAUGACGUUUAAGCCUGCAGUUUCAUUCAAAAACAAACCACAAAAGUAUAACGAAAAAAACUAAAAUAAAGUGAAAUAUAUUUAUUAACUUCUAGUUGCUUUACUUAUAUCUCCCCCUUAAAUGGUAUCAUAAAAAUACAAAAAGCUUAGACAGGCAUCUUUCUGUAAAGUGUCAUUAAAACUGGCUGUUCGUUCCCCAAUACCUUGCAAGCGUCUGUUCUUCAGUCAAUGUGGCAAGGUGUUCCCUUUUUGUUAAUUACUGUACAGUGCUAUAUAAACCUCCACUCACUUUCCCCACACCCUAUGUGACGGUACUGGUAUGUUUUGAUAAGCUCUAGGCUCGGUCCUCGGGUUAUCUCCUUGUGUGGGUGACAGAUAGGUGUGUUUGAAUGCUAUUAUUCCUGCAGGGGUUAGCGCUAGUGCUCCACAAAGCACAGCGCCCCCUGUCUUCUGUAAAUAUGUAAUUCUGUACAGGCAGCGAGCUAGGCACACAGACAGACAGACAGAGAGAGUGGGACUGAUGGCCAGUAUUGGAAGUUCUUCUAUAGCGCACCUUGCCACAGGACAUCACCGCCUUGACCUUUGCCCCACUAACCUUUGCCCCUGACCUUUCACCUUAGUUUAACCCCUAGCCUGUUGGUCCUGCUGCAUGAUUACAAAAGCUAACGCUAAUUAUAUGAUAAAUGACUAUAGAUACUUUUGUUUAUAUAACAUAAAGUAUAAAGUAAUUGAACUUUUCAACCGGAGUGGUGCCGAAACCCAGGGAUGGGGGAGCUCUGGUUGAGGAUGGAUAGCUAUAUAUAGAAACAUACAUACUGUGUGUGAUCGGUUGCAGGAGAAGCCAUUGGGACAUACAGUGCUAUCGCUGUCAUCGCUGAGUAGGACUGGGGUCAAUUCCAUUUCAAUUCAGAAAGUCAACUGAAAUUCCAAUUCUAAUUCCAUAUUUUCAUCAUUGAAAAUUGGAAUUUGGAACUUGAUUUUCAAUUUACUUCCUCAAUUGACUGAAUUGAAAUGGGACUGACCCCAACCCUGUCACUGAGCUGGAACCUUAAGUUCUCAAAGCUUUUUUGUGUUUUUGUGAAAUGAAAUGAUCAAAUCCCUUCUGACUGCAUCCCUACACCACUCUACAGGCUGUGGACAGUCCCACCCACCCACAGCCUGUCAUUCCAAACGUCACCUACCCACCAACCAGGGUGGUCACUCACUCUGUUUCUGUGUCACUACUGUGGAGUAAAGAAGAGGAGAGAAGAAGACUUUCUAUCUAUGUGGGGGGGGGGGGAUCAAGAGUUUACCUCAGAGAUUAGUUUAGUUCCUCAAUCGCAUCUAUGUCAUUUACAUGUCUACUACUUACUGUAAUAUCUACUACUAACUUACUGUAAUGACUACUACUUACUGUAAUGACUACUACUACUUACUGUAAUGACUACUACGUACUUACUGUAAUGACUCUUACUUACUGUAAUGACUCUUACUUACUGUAAUGACUCUUACUUACUGUAAUGACUACUACUUACUGUAAUGACUACUACAUACUUACUGUAAUGCUUAAUACUUACUUAUUGUAAUGCCAUAUUUUGUCAAAAGGGAAUCAGAUGAUAUACAGACUACCUAUAAAACCAGUAAUGUUAAAUAGAAUGAUUUUAACUGGAUGUUUAUUUAUUAAUGAUGUAUUUAUUAUUUCAUAGACUGAACCAGAAUAAUGGGAAGUGCCUUGUUUGGAAUGAUGCAGUUUCCUCAUCUUACACAUACAGCAGCAAGCAUUGAAAUGAAGUUGGUGUCUGGUAGGGUUGCAACAUUUCUGGUAACUUUCCCAAAAUUCCCUGGAUCUUCCAGAAAUCGUGAUUGGACGAUUCCCAGUUGGACGAUUCCCUCCCUGUUCAUUCCUUCCUGAUCCCAGGAAUCCUCCAACUAGGAAUCCUCCACCCCGGGAUUUCAUGAAAACCUGUGAAUUUUGGGAAAGUCACCAGAGAUGCUGAAACCUUAGUGUCUGUCCUGUCCUGUUCAAUCUGUUUACGCAUGGUGUCACUGACUGGACCCACAAUGCACAUAGUCAUCACUACAGACCGAUGCCAAUGUCAUCUCUAUAGGAAGUAUACUACGACCAUCACCAUGGUAUCGUUGCAUCUUUGAAUAACUGAAUAAUGUAGAAAUUGAAACCUACUUUUUAAACACACUGGAAUUGUUGUUAUAGUGCAGAUAAAGACUCUUCAUCAUCUACAUGUUCUUCUGACCUAUAUAGUUACCAAGCAACGGAGCAGAAUACCUUCUAAGAUGUUUUGUUUUGUAUCUGUAAAGUCUUAUUUGAUCAGUGUCCUUACAUUUCAAUAAAGGGAUGAAAUAA